AUGGAUGGAUCUAUCUAUCUAUCUAUCUAUCUAUCUAUCUAUCUAUCUAUGAGUGUAUCUAAUUUAUAUCUAUCUAUCAAUCUAUCUAUCUAUGAGUCUAAUUCAUAUCUAUCUAUCUAUCUAUCUAUCUAUCUAUCUAUCUAUCUAUCUAUCUAUAUAUCUAUGAGUGUAGCUAAUUCAUAUCUAUCUAUCUAUCUAUCUAUCUAUCUAUCUAUCUAUGAUGUAUCUAAUUCAUAUCUAUCUAUCUAUCUAUCUAUCUAUCUAUCUAUGAGUGUAUCUAAUUCAUAUCUAUCUAUCUAUCUAUCUAUCUAUCUAUCUAUCUAUCUAUCUAUUUAUCUAUCUAUCUAUCUAUCUAUCUAUCUAUCUAUCUAUCUAUCAUGCGCAUGUAUAGUCGCAUCAACUAAGAUAUAUAAUCCGGGUCUCAUUCUACUCACUCGGCCACGUGCCUGCCUAUCUAUCUAUCUAUCUAUCUAUCUAUCUAUCUAUCUAUCUAUCUAUCUACGUGGAGAUGGGGAGAUCUAUUACACGUGGAUCUACAGUCUGUCCUUCAUAUCUUUUUUAUAUUGGAGUGACAGGAAACAUAGGAGAGACAACGGCCAUCCACCGUGGAAUAACUUCCGAGGGUGA
Molecule: messenger RNA, 627 nt
Organism: Acanthosepion pharaonis
Lineage: Eukaryota; Metazoa; Mollusca; Cephalopoda; Sepiida; Sepiidae
Source: the annotation of a GenBank genome assembly